CGGGAUCCGGGUGACCGGGGAAGAGGGGGGGGCUGCUGUGGGUCAAACCCACCACGACCUAAGCAGCACCAGGAGGGAGAGGAAGGAGGAGAGCCGCAGCAAACAGAAGUGUUGUUCCCCCGCUUUCAGGCUGCAUGGGCUAGUCCGUUAGCUAGCUUAGCAUCUUCCGACUCCGCCGAACCGCCUCUCCUGCCGCCGACAAGCUUGGGUUGUUACCUCCGUGUUAUCCUCUCCGUCCCCUCGGUCCUGCCUCCCCGUGCCUGGCUUGAAGAUGAUGAAGUUAGGUUUCGUCGGCAGGGCACCGACCCGCAGAGAGAGAAGAUAAAACAGGAGCUUUCGCCUUCACAAGGUAAAACUGUGGAGCAUGGGUUCCCCCAUCAGCCUAGUGCUUUGGCCUUUGACCCCAAGCUGCAGCUCAUGGCCAUCGGCACAAAGUCAGGAGCCAUCAAAAUAUACCUGCAGCUAUGGGCGCCUGGUGUGGAGUUCACAGGUCUACAUAAAGACACCAUCGCCGUCACACAAAUCCACUUCCUGCCUGGACAGGGUCGUCUUCUGUCACUGUUGGAUGACAACACGAUUCACCUGUGGGAGCUGGUGGCCGGGCCCUCAAAAGAGGUUGGAGGGGUUAAGAAAGAGGGCACAGUCUCUCUGCAGGAAGUGAAUGCCUAUAGUCUGCCAGGAAGACCUGGCAUCGAGAGCUGCAGUGCCACUCGGGUGACUGUACUACUCUUGCUGAAGUCAUGUGACCUCCUCUGCAUUGGAACAGAAGGAGGAGGUGUCUACUUCCUAGAGGUGCCCUGCCUCUCACUGAAAGAUAACCAGACACUGGUUCAGGAUCAGAUUACCCAUAGCCUGCCAGAUGACUACAGAUGUGGGAAAUCUUUGGGUCCAGUUGAAUCUCUUCAGGAACACCCUCAGCAGUCGGGGAAGAUUCUGAUUGGCUACAGCCGAGGCCUGGUGGUCCUGUGGGAUCUGAAUACCCGUCAUGCUGACCAGCUCUUCCUGGGCAAACAGCAGCUGGAGAGUCUGGUAUGGGAACGCUCUGGAAACUUGUUUGUCUGUUCCCAUAAUGAUGGCGGCUAUUCAGUUUGGGCUGUUACCAGUGGCAACACCUGCAAUCACCAGCCCGUGUCCUCUACUGUCCCUUAUGGUCCAUUCCCCUGUAAAGCCAUCAAUAAAAUCCUGUGGAGGACAACACAAGUAGGUUCUCCAGUGCUCUUAUACAGUGGAGGGAUGCCCAGAGCUAGCUACGGUGACCGCCACUGUCUGACCAUCCAACAGGACAAAGAUCACGUCACCCUCGACUUCACAUCAAGAGUGAUUGAUUUCUUCACCGUCCACAACGUGGAGAGAGAGAGAGAAUUUGAUGACCCAUCGGCUUUAGUGGUGUUACUCGAAGAAGAACUGGUUGUAAUUGACCUCCAGACGCCCGGCUGGCCCUCUGUACCCACUCCCUAUCUUGCUCCUCUUCACUCCUCAGCCAUCACCUGCUCCUGCCACAUUUCCAGUGUCCCUCCUAAGCUCUGGGAGAGGCUGAUCAAUGCUGGCAAAGCACAGCAAGGCCGGCAGCACACACACAGGAGCUGGCCAAUAUGUGGUGGGAAGAAUCUGGCACCUCCACCUAAACAACAAGAGCUGCUAUUGACAGGCCACGAGGAUGGCACUGUGCGUUUCUGGGACGCUUCAGGUGUUGCUCUCACUCCGCUGUACAAACUCAGCACAGCCAAUGUCUUCCACACCGACUGUGACCCUAGCGAUGACCUGCAGGACCCCAGCAGCGACCCCGACAUGCAGCAGGAGGAGGAAUGGCCUCCAUUCAGGAAGGUGGGCUGUUGACCCUACAGUGAUGACCCCAGGCUCGGCAUCCAGAAGAUAAGUCUGUGCAAAUACAGCAACAAGCUGGUGGUGGCAGGAACCGCUGGACAGGUGAUUGUGCUGGGACUGAGUGACGAGCGCUCAGACCACUUGGUGGACGUGUCAGUGGUUGAUCUGCUGUACGACAGGGAGGGCUUCACCUGGAAGGGCCACGACAGGCUGGAACCACGCUCUAAACCCGCACCCUUCCCCCCAGGCUUUCAGCCACUGGUGGUGGUGCAGUGUUUGCCCCCGGCCUCGGUGACAGCGGUGGCACUGCAUGCCGAGUGGAACCUGAUCGCCUUUGGGACGAGUCAUGGAUUCGGCCUUUUUGACUACCACAGACGAAACGCUGUGCUGGCAAGGUGCACCUUGCACCCUAAUGACUCCUUGGCGAUGGAGGGUCCUCUGUCGAGAGUCAAGUCCUUGAAGAAGUCUCUACGACAGAGCUUCAGACGCAUCCGCAAAAGCAGGGUAUCUGGGAAGAAACGCACGCACUACACCACCAGCAAGGUUCAAGAGGCAAAUGCUGCUCUAGCAGAACAGGAGGAUGUAGCUCCGGUACAGCGAAGGAUUGAGCCGCGGUCAGCAGAUGACUCUCUCUCUGGAGUCGUGCGGUGUGUGUGCUUUGCAGACACAUUUCUACGUGAUGGUACACACCAUGGCCCCACACUAUGGGCAGGCACCAACUCGGGCAGUGUGUACGCCUAUGCUCUGGAGGUGCCCGGUGUGGGUUCAGGACGAGUGUGUGAGCGUGGCGGAGCGAGCGAGAGCAGUGUGUGCGUGGAGGCGGUGUUGGGUAAAGAGAUUCAGUUGAUGCACAGAGCGCCUGUGGUGUCGAUCUGUGUGCUGGACGGUCGGGGGAAACCUUUACCGGACCCGUACGAAGCCUCACAAGACCUCGCCAUCGCGCCCGAUAUGACCAACGCUCACUCUGUCCUGAUUGCCUCAGAGGAACAGCUCAAGGUGUUCUCGCUUCCCAAAGUCAGCGCUAAGACGAAGUUCAAGCUGACUGCACACGAAGGCUGUCGGGUGAGGAAGGUGGCCAUGGUGGUCUUCAGUUCCACGGCUCAGGAGGAUUACAGUGAACACACACUGGUCUGUCUGACCAACCUCGGAGACAUGCACCUCUUUAGCAUACCGGGCCUCCGACCACAGGUGCGUUAUGACUGCAUCCGUAAAGAAGACAUCAGUGGCAUUGCAUCUUGUGUUUUUACCAAGAAUGGACAGGGUUUUUACCUGAUUUCUCCUUCAGAGUACGAGAGGUUCUCCCUCUCUGCUAAGGUCCUCACUGAACCGCUCUGCUCUGUUCAGCUCGACCGACCAUUAGAGCCUGUGCCCACCAGCGAUGGUACAAUGAUGCAGCCUCAGGCCAACGGAACCCACAAGAACCAAAUGGGUCAGGCUGAGGGGCAAACAGAAGAGCCUCCCAGCUCCUUGUCCUCUCCAAUCAUGGACACCCCACUGGACUCCCCCCUUAGCUGUGCUGACCUCACCCUCGACUCGACAGGAGAACUCACCGUGGAGGAUGUCAGGGAUUUCCUAACAAGUGUGGACGAGGCAGAAAAUAACCUAAAGAAUAUCAAAGAAGAGGAGGGACGCUCGACUGGCAUCCUCAUUAACUGAACAGAACUGCAGGGAGGGGCUUGGGUGGUUGUGAUGGACUGGAUUUCAGUGCUGGACCACAAACAUCUCCCAUCAGCCCGCUAUGGAGUCCCCCCACCGGCACUCUCGUUUGCCUGGCAAAAGCCGGGAGGAAAGUCUUACCACGGACACAGAAUCCAACGUUAAAAACUCUUGUUGUGGUUCCUCCUGCUGGAAGAACAAAUUCUUUGUCUUCUUCUGGAACCCCUUUGGAAACAUGUUGCCUCCAAUGUGUAGACACAUAGAAAGUCUAGUGAGUACAGCGUGGCAAGUGGAUGGCCUUGGAGCUGAUGGUUCUGAUUUCAAGAGCUGAGCUGUUGAUCUUGGAGCUCUUUGCGUUCCUCCGUCAUCAGCCCUUCUACACUGGAGACGUCACGGUGACUUUAUUUUUCUAUCUGCAGUUUGUGGCGUGCCAGGCUCGAUCUGAGUUUUCCUCAAAGUUGGAACCCAGUUGCCAAACGCACUUUUUGAUUUCUUGAGCACAUGAGUGGAUGGGAUGUUGUUCACAGGACGCAUCAAGGAGGACAAGCUGUUUAAAAAAACUGAGAUUGUCCAGCAGAGACUGAAGGAGAGCACUGUAGUGUUGAAGACGAACUAGCAGUGAAGUAUUUUGAAUAUGAGCAUUAAAGUUGUAGCAUUUCUAUUCCCUCUCUAGGUGCCAACAAAGGCAACUGACUUCCUUUGUCCUGUGUGGGUUGAGGUGGCGCUGAACUCAGCAGCAGGUUCUGAAAAGCUCUCUGCACCCUCGGUACUGAGGAGAAAGCUGAGUGUGGGCCACUGGAGGUGUUUUGUACUGCAAACUUUUGUAUGGCUUUUGGAGAACGUGAAUAUUUUCAAUGAUAAAUGCAGUGAGGAAGUAUAAAAUCACACUGACUACAGAGGGAACCAGCUGGGGAAGAGGGCAGACUGAGGCGAUUUAUUUUUGAACUUUUGAAAUAUCUUUAGUGCUAAAUGCACAGUGUAACAUCGAGCUGGGCAGUGAUGUCACGGGGUAAGAUGUGGAGUUACCAUCCUCAUAUUCAGUGAUGGCAGCACAACAUUUAACUGCUCUUCCCCAUUUUAAUGCCUCCUCACAUGACAUCACUGGCCCCGCCUACAGUGGGAAUUAGUGGGACCACGUGCUGUGAAGUUACAGCGAAGCAUCAGCCUGUUUGAAGAGCUCAGAAAUGGAAAUGUUUUUUUUCUUUUAAUCCUCAUUUUCUGCUCUAGUUUGGUUGAAAAUACAUUAUCUCAAUAAUUCAAACGUGGAUGAAGGUGGUAAAAUGAGUGUCACUCGAAUCCUCUUCUUCAUCACCACAUGCAGAAACUUUUGGAUGGGACUCAGGGAAGUGUCGCAAAGUCAGUGUGGAAGUGAAGUGGGAUUUCUUUUUUGUGGUGUCUCUGAGCUGGUGCAUUCUGGGUAGUGUUGGUUACACAGUUUUGAUUGCCAGUAUUUUUAACCCCCCCCCCCCCCCCUUUUUUUUAUAUAUAUUAAAAGAAGUUCUACUGUAUAUAGAAUCAAAUAUAUACAGCAUCUAUAUCUGGGUUCACAAGAAAAGAGGAUUUGAACCUGCUGUAACCUAAAAACCACUCAGUAUUCUUUUGCUUUAAAGAGACAUCACAACUAACUAAUGUAGCUCAGCAGGUAGGAAUCAUGUUAAUGCUUUUUAAAUUUGUUAGCUUUUUUUUGGCCGAACUCGUUAACACACAAUUAACCCUUUGAUCCUACAGCCGGCACGAUUUACCUUUUUAAUCCCACACUUAAGAUGAAUUUGUUUGUCAUCCACUUUUGUGUGUCAGAAUUUAUUAAUGAGGUCAUUUAGCAGUUUGAAUGAAGAAUUGUGAAUGUUAAUAAAAAUUAUUUACGCUCUCA
Archocentrus centrarchus (flier cichlid) is the source of this 5350-nucleotide messenger RNA. RefSeq names its product LLGL scribble cell polarity complex component 1 (gene llgl1). Gene Ontology annotation, cellular component: plasma membrane; cytoplasm; cortical actin cytoskeleton. Gene Ontology annotation, biological process: establishment of spindle orientation; regulation of establishment or maintenance of cell polarity; cortical actin cytoskeleton organization. The record is from RefSeq and is a predicted model, not a curated record. NCBI's taxonomy places the organism in Eukaryota, Metazoa, Chordata, Actinopteri, Cichliformes, Cichlidae. Gene Ontology annotation, molecular function: GTPase activator activity; myosin II binding.